Molecule: messenger RNA, 546 nt
Organism: Gigantopelta aegis
Lineage: Eukaryota; Metazoa; Mollusca; Gastropoda; Neomphalida; Peltospiridae
Exons: 1
Coding region: 1-546 (181 amino acids)
Source: RefSeq, a predicted model, not a curated record
AUGAAAAACGGAUCGCUGUUGGUCGAAUGUUCGACAAAAAAGCAUUCUAAAUGUCUUCCCAAGUCGACUAUUCUAGCCAACAUUCGCAUCAUCGUACUGCCACACACUUCUCUCAACUCCUCGAAGGGAGUUAUCAGAUGCCGAGAUUUGGAAGGUGUUAGUGAUGAGGAAAUCUGUGACAAUCUUACUUCACAAGAUGUCACAGUCGUCAGGAGAAUAAAGGUUCGGAGCAACAACGAAUUGGUUCCAACGAAUACCUUUAUUCUAACAUUCAGUACUCCUACCCUUCCACAUUCGAUUAAGGCUGGAUACCUGAACAUUCCUGUUGAGCCUUUCAUUCCUAAUCCACUUCGAUGCUUCAAAUGCCAAAAAUAUGGCCAUGGUCAAAAUACCUGUCGAGGCAAACUGACUUGCAAAACUUGCAAAAAAGACCUUGUAUGUACAAACUGCAAGGGAGAUCAUUUCGCGUACUCGAGAAGAGUGCCCGAUGUGGAAGAAGGUUCAGGAGGUUGCCAGAAAACUGGUGGAGAGAUUUCAACCUGCUAG